Molecule: messenger RNA, 3098 nt
Organism: Momordica charantia (bitter melon)
Lineage: Eukaryota; Viridiplantae; Streptophyta; Magnoliopsida; Cucurbitales; Cucurbitaceae
Gene: ELF7
Product: hydroxyproline-rich glycoprotein family protein
Biological process (GO): transcription elongation by RNA polymerase II
Cellular component (GO): Cdc73/Paf1 complex
Molecular function (GO): RNA polymerase II complex binding; chromatin binding
Source: RefSeq, a predicted model, not a curated record
AAAAAAAAGAAUCGACGAAAUGCUGCGCUCAGAAAACGCCGUGACGUAACAGAAAAGUGGGAGAUCCACGAAGGCCGCCCUCGCCCUCCCCUGCGCUGUGCCUGCGUUUGCUUGGGAACCRAAGUUCUUUCCACUACUUCUUCCCCUCAAUUCCCCCAACCACUUCCAUUUCUCUCUCUCUUAAACCUUUCUUCUUUGAUCUUCUAUCAAUUCCUGGUUCCCCCUCGUCUCUACUUUUUUCUUCAGCUAGGGUUUUAUUGCUCAUCGAUUCAGAUUGCAAGCUUCGAGGUGGUGAAUUCGCCUUCAUCUUCUCGGGACUCGGGUUUCUUUUUCUUGGAAACUAGUAUUUGCAUUGGCAGUAUCACUACCUGGAUUGAUCCUUUUUGUUGUGUUCGUUCUGUUCUCCUCCUCUCUCUCUCUAACUUCUAGAUGCGUUGAUAGGGUUUUGGAGAUUUCGCGUUGGAGGGUUUUGAUGAUCGCCCGGGAUAUCUGAGUGAAAUUGUACUUUGUGAUUUCGCGAUUUUGUUUCUUCCAGGGUUCUGUUUGAUCGGCUUUUCGGGGAGAUAGCCAUGGCUUCUUACAGGCCAUAUCCUCCACAAUCGUCCUUCGGUCCUUCGCCAGGUCUAAAUCCGAUUCCGCCACCGCCAGCGCAAGCAGCUCCCGUUCCAACGCAGCAGCGAGGAGGUAGUAGUCAAUAUAAUCAGAAUUGGGGUGGUUAUGGCGGUGACGGGUCUGUGCCUCCAGCUCCAUCUUCCUCGUAUCCUCAAAAUUACAACCAAGCUAAUUACCACCAGCAGCAGCAUUAUGGUCCGCCGAGAACCCAACACCCUCCACCACCUCCUCCUCCUCACCAAUCGUAUCCUUAUGCACCGCAGCCGCCGCCACCGCCGCCACCCGAUUCUUCCUAUCCUCCGCCUCCACCACCGCCAGCUCCUUCGGGUCCCCAACCUCAUCUUUACUAUCCUCCUUCACAGUAUUCCCAGRGUAAUCAAAAUCAGCAGUCCGUACAGUCAAUGCAGCCACCACCUCCGCCCUCGUCUCCACCACCAAACUCUUCAAUUCCGCCGCCCCCACCCCCAAAUUCUCCGCCACCUUCAUCGGCGCCUCAACCAAGAGCGGAGGGUGCAAACAUGGGAGCACACGAGCGUGAUAAAGGGAUUUCAAAGGAUCCGUCAUAUGGCAGGCGUGAACGUGAAAAUUCAAAUCAUGAUAAACACCAGAGGCACCCUGGUCCCCCAAUGCCUCCGAAGAAAGCAAACGGACCUUCAGGGAGAAUUGAGACGGAGGAUGAGAAAAGACUGAGGAAGAAGAGAGAAUUCGAAAAGCAAAGGCAAGAUGAGAGGCAUAGACAUCAUAUAAAAGAAUCCCAAAACACAAUUCUGCAGAAGACCCAGAUGUUAUCUACCGGGAAGGGGCAUGGAUCAAUUGUGGGGUCCCGAAUGGGGGAAAGGAGGGCCACUCCAUUUCUUAGUGGUGAGAGGAUAGAAAAUAGGUUGAAGAAGCCAACAACAUUUUUGUGCAAGUUGAAAUUCCGGAAUGAGCUUCCAGAUACAAGUGCACAGCCGAAACUCAUGUCAUUGCGGAAAGAUAAAGAUUACUAUACAAAAUAUACAAUCACAUCGCUAGAGAAAAUGUACAAACCUCAGCUUUACGUUGAGCCAGAUCUUGGAAUACCUCUCGAUUUGCUUGACCUCAGUGUAUACAACCCUCCUAGUUCUAGAAUGUCCCUUGCUCCUGAAGAUGAGGAAUUAUUACGUGAUGAUGUGUUGACAACUCCAGUUAAAAAAGAUGGUAUAAAAAGAAAAGAACGUCCUACUGAUAAAGGGGUUGCCUGGCUUGUUAAGACACAGUACAUCUCUCCUCUUAGCAUUGAAUCCGCAAAACAGUCUUUGACUGAAAAACAAGCAAAAGAGCUUCGAGAAAUGAAGGGAGGGCGUAAUAUUCUUGAGAACCUCAAUAGUAGGGAAAGGCAAAUUAAGGAAAUUGAGGCGUCGUUUGAGGCAUGCAAGUCACGCCCUGUUCAUGCAACUAAUAAGAAUUUAUAUCCUGUAGAGGUUUUACCUCUUCUGCCUGAUUUUGAUAGGUAUGAUGAUCCAUUUGUUGUGGUGGCGUUUGAUAGUGCUCCCACGGCUGAUUCAGAGACUUUCAACAAGUUAGACCAAUCCAUCCGCGAUGCUCAUGAAUCGCAGGCGAUAAUGAAAAGCUAUAUGGCAACAGGCUCAGACCCAACAAAACCUGAGAAAUUUCUGGCGUACAUGGUUCCUUCUCCAGAUGAGCUGUCCAAGGAUAUGUAUGAUGAACAAGAAGACGUUUCAUUUUCCUGGGUUCGUGAGUACCAUUGGGAUGUACGAGGAGAUAAUGUGGAUGAUCCCACGACAUAUCUCGUUUCGUUUGAUGAUGCAGAAGCUCGUUAUGUGCCACUUCCUACAAAGCUUGUUCUGAGAAAAAAGAGGGCUAAAGAAGGGAGAUCAACCGAUGAGGUUGAACAUUUUCCUGCACCUUCGAGAGUGACUGUAAGGAGGAGACCAACAGUAGCUACUUUGGAAGUGAAGGAUCCAGGGGUUUACUCGAAUUCGGAAAGGGGAUCUGAUAUUGAACAUGGUCUUGGAAGAUCACAUAAACAUGAUAGACACCAAGAUAUGGAUCAAUACAGUGGAGCUGAAGACGAGUUGUCUGAUUGAUUAGUUCAUGUUUUGCCUCAGCCAAAGAUUAUCUUCCUGAUGCAAACGCAGCCAUCUGGCAGAAAUUCUCCCAAAUUUUUUUAAAACCACCGGAUGAUUAUGGUAUUGUGUUGAGUGUGUACGUUACAUGUCUAUCACCACACAAACUAAAGUCUUUGUAUGCAAUCUUGAAUAUUUCUAAUUUAAUCUGUAUAGUUUCUCUCUUGGACAUGGCAAAGAAAAAAGUGAAAUCUGAAAAAGGGAAUCGCAUCAGAUCCUCCCUCCCUCCCAUUUUUCUAGUAAAAUUGAUGUAAUGAUCUCUAAGAUGAUUCUUUUAGAUGGGCAGACAAUUCUCUCGUGGAUGGGCACUGUACACGUGUCUUGGAUAAUAAAUUGGUGAAAGUUGAACUCUACUUUAUAAUAGACGAGUAUUUUCAA